AUGGAGCUCAUUUAUUCCGUGAGACGUAAACCUCUGAAAUGUGAACCGCCACAUUUUGACAUUACCACGGAUCCAGAAAUAAUUCGUCCAAUUUGCACAAUAUCUACAUGCAACAUUAUUGCGUUUACUUCAUUGACGGAGCUAACAGACACUGAUGGAGAUACAUGGGGAGGUCAUGUGUAUGUAUGUGAUCUUGACACACCAUGGGACAGCCAUAAAGUGACCAGCACUGUUCAUCCAGUAUCAGCGUUGGAAUGGGACGGGGAAGGCAAACAGUUGCUAGUAGCGACCACAGUGGGAAACGUAUCUGUGUAUGGACAGAAAGACUUUCUGCUCAAUGAGUGGACGUGUUUAUACACUGCUAACUUUCCUGGUGAACACAUAAUCAAAGCGUCAUUCUUUCACAAUGGGAGGAAGGUAGUGGCUCUAGAGAAGAAGCCGGACGCUCCGAUCAGUGAACGGAUACAGAUUUUGAGGUCCACUCCUACGCUUAAGGGAUUUGGGUGAGAUUUUUUCUGUAUGAAAUGGUAUAUAAGGUAUCUUACAUUAUGUAUGAAUGAAUAUUGCAAAACCAACCUGCUUGUCCAGCGUGGUGACUAUGACGGCGUGGCGGGUCGCGGCGCGGCCGUGGUGUCGCGCACUGGGCUGGUGGGCGCGCUGGCGGGGGGGGAGGGCGCGCUGGCGGGGGGGGAGGGCGCGCGCGCGCUCGUGGCUUCCGACUGCUUGCGCGCCGCGCGCGACCACGUCUGCGCAGCCUCCAUCGCGCACAAGAACGGCAGCCUGCUGGUCGCGGGGGCGUGGCGGCGGGGCGGGCGGCGCGGGGUGCGGUGUGCAGUGGGGGUGGUGGCGCGCUCGGGGGCGGCGCUCUCGCUGUCGCUGCAGCCACUCCCCACCAUCUACCUCCUGGACGACGACACCUCGCCUGCUCACUGUGAGACAUUUCUUUUUAUACACCCAAAUCUAUCGCUCUGUUGGUGGCUGCGAGAUGACACGGACGCUCUGCUGAUAGCAGGAAACAAUCUGACUCUUUGGAAGCUGACGGAGAGAUCAUACCCCGUCCACAAGCUUUUAUCAAAAGGGCCAGUGCAAGGUAGCACGACGCCCGGCGGAGGACCCAAAGCAAUGGACUGCUUCAAUACUGUCGCGUGGCAGCAGGCGGCGCAGUGGCCGCUGGACGGAGCGGAGCCCGCCACGCACGUUUGUGUCGCGCGCCUGCCGCCCGCCGCGCACGCCGUCGUCGCCUCGCCGCACGCGCUGCACCUGCUGCCGCGCGACACCCACCACUACCUGGUGUCCCGACCGAUAGUAACCGGCGGUAGUUCAGCUCCAGAAGUUGCGACCGGAGCGGCAACACCGCCCAAGAAAGCUAAAUAUGGCCCCGGAGUGUCUCCGGGUGGGGCGGCCGCCGUGUGGUGCGUGGAGCUGUCGGCGCUGGGCAGCGUCGCCGUCGCCCUGGACUCGCGCUCGCAACUGCACGUGUACAAGCUGUUGCAGCCCGCGCCCGACGUGCCAACCCCACUAUCAGUGCAGCACAUAACAUCUCUACUGGAGUAUUCCAUGGUGUCCGGGUACGACGCCCUCGACGUUCUGAUGACCCUCAAGCCAAACAUCAUCGAAGCUGUUUAUGAAAGAUUGACUGAGAAUUUCCAGAGGCAACCCCAGACCUUCCAGCAGUAUUACUACCACAGUUGGCUGAAGCUGAGAAUAUCGUUAUGCAGUCUAUCGAGCGCGUGUCAGAGCGGCGCCGCGGCGCUGACCGCGCUGCAGCUGUGCAGUGCGGCGUGGGCCGCGAGCGCUGCAGCGCUGCGCGACGACAAGCCCGACGCGCUGGCCGCGCUCGCGGCGCUGCAGGACGACCACGCGCCGCCCGAGCACGACAAGAAUCUCCUGGCCCUCGAAGCUAAAAUGGACCUGACCAGCGAAGGAACACUUCAAGCGCUGCAACCGCUACAAGCUCUCAGACGUCCGCUGCAGCGAGCGCUGCACACAGCGCUCACAGCGCUGGCUGCGAUGCAACCGUCUAACUUGCUUCAGAUGCAGCACCAGCACGGAUAUGAGUUAUGGUGUGCAGCGGGGGCAGCCGGGGCUCUCCGUAGACUAGUGGUGCUGGCGAGGGCCUGUGGCAGGGGGGGGGAUGCCCUAGGCCGCGCUCUGUCUAGACUCUCCAUGCCGCAUAAACCUGACUUGUUGGAGGAGUGUGCGGUGCUAUGCGCCCAGGCUCCGGCGCGCGUGUGGGACGCUCUGCCGCGGUGCUGUGUCGCCGCUCCGCAUGGGAGGGCUUGGCCGCUAUUCUUCGAAUAUGGAGUGGAGCCCGAAUAUUUGCGCUAUGUACCAGAACCACCGCCUUUCGCGCAAUCUGAUAUUACGCCAUCGUUAGACAUGGAUUCUAUAAGAUAUAUGUACUUGGGUGGUGGGAGACGGGCGGCAAAAUGGCGUCAGUGUGGACGCUGUGGAGCGAGAGCCCUCGCCGCCGCACAGCCCUCACGACAUCCCUUACAAAAAGCUUACGAUGGACGAUUUAUUAGUGCUUGCAGAUGUGGUGGAAAAUGGACGCUUGUCUCCAACGUAUGAAGCUAUUAAAAUACUCGUUGUUAAUAUUGUAAUAAAUGAAUGAUUUUUUUU
This is a messenger RNA of Melitaea cinxia (Glanville fritillary), 2622 nucleotides long. RefSeq names its product mediator of RNA polymerase II transcription subunit 16 (gene MED16). Gene Ontology annotation, cellular component: mediator complex. The transcript has 20 exons. Gene Ontology annotation, molecular function: protein binding. Gene Ontology annotation, biological process: positive regulation of DNA-templated transcription. The record is from RefSeq and is a predicted model, not a curated record. Lineage: Eukaryota; Metazoa; Arthropoda; Insecta; Lepidoptera; Nymphalidae.